Messenger RNA from Ochotona princeps (American pika), 2020 nucleotides. It is a transcript of the gene TSPAN9, whose product is annotated as tetraspanin 9. The record is from RefSeq and is a predicted model, not a curated record. The coding region runs from base 497 to 1489 and encodes 330 amino acids. Gene Ontology annotation, cellular component: membrane. NCBI's taxonomy places the organism in Eukaryota, Metazoa, Chordata, Mammalia, Lagomorpha, Ochotonidae. The transcript has 7 exons.
CAGCUGCGGCCGGUCUCUCGGCACUGCUCGCCGCGCGCCCGGGCAACCCUGGGCCGGCAGCUGCUCUGCAAAGUGGCGGAGCGAAAGGAGGCGGAGCGCCGGCCAAGUGCACGGGCUAGUCUGGGAGAGUGAGAGAGGUGUGCCCGGGCAAGCCUGGGUCCCGGCGCUCUCCUGGCUCGCGUGGGGCGGCGGGGAAGCGAGUGGACGCUCCGGAAAGAAAAAUCAAAUUGCAGCCGCCCCUGAGACGCCAAGUUCGCGAGUGCGCACACAUCCGCGCCGCGCCGCAGAGCCCGCCCGGGGCCGGCCGCCGUCCGAGCGGCAACGGGGCCACUGGGUGCCGAGUUCGGCCGGGAGGGAGCCCCGGAACGGAGAGGGGACGUGCAGGGUCCAGACGGCCUGCCCCCCCACUCCCAAGCCCGACUUGGGCGCCCCUUGCGUCCCGCCGUGGGAGCGAUGCCCCCCGCCCCUCGCGCUCGCCGGCAACAACGACGCGAGCAUGGAGAAGUCGAGUAGCGAGGAUUCUUCCAUUCACCGGAGCCCGUCUUUAGACAGCAAGGACUCGGACUUUGCUAAGCCGUCCACUUCGGGCCGCCCGUUCGGCCGCGGCUUCACGGCCGGCGCCUUCUACGGCACGGCGGGCUCCCGGGGCCAGAGCCGCGCCGAGGCCGGCGUGAAGACCGACAAGUACGAUGCUCCCAAAGGCAGCAAAUACGUGGUGUUUUACCUGGACCUGUCCUUUGUGUUCCUUCUAGAAUUUAAGAAGUGCAACAUGGCCAGGGGCUGCCUGUGCUGCCUGAAGUACAUGAUGUUCCUCUUCAAUCUCAUCUUCUGGCUGUGUGGCUGUGGACUGCUUGGAGUGGGCAUCUGGUUAUCCGUAUCCCAGGGCAACUUCGCCACCUUCUCCCCCAGCUUCCCCUCACUGUCUGCUGCCAACCUGGUCAUUGCCAUGGGCACCAUCAUCAUGAUCACGGGCUUCUUGGGCUGCUUGGGAGCCAUCAAGGAAAACAAGUGCCUCCUCCUCAGUUUCUUCAUUGUCCUGCUGGCCAUCCUCCUGGCAGAGCUGAUCUUACUCAUCCUCUUCUUCGUCUACAUGGACAAGGUGAAUGAGAAUGCCAAGAAUGACCUGAAGGAGGGCCUGCUGCUGUACAACACUGAGAACAACGUGGGGCUCAAGAACGCCUGGAACAUCAUCCAGGCCGAGAUGCGGUGCUGUGGAGUCACUGGCCACACUGACUGGUUCCCGGUGCUGGGCGAGAACACAGUGCCUGACCGCUGCUGCAUGGAGAACUCCCAGGGCUGCGGGCGCAACGCCACCACUCCCUUGUGGACGACGGGCUGCUACGAGAAGGUGAAGAUGUGGUUUGAUGAUAACAAGCACGUGCUGGGCACCGUGGGCAUGUGCAUUCUCAUCAUUCAGAUUCUGGGCAUGGCCUUCUCCAUGACCCUCUUCCAGCAUAUCCACCGGACGGGUAAAAAGUAUGACGCGUGAGCCAGCUCGCCGGGGACCUGGGCACUGCUGGGGAAGAGAAGCUGUGGGCUUCGUGUUGCCGGCCCCCCUGCUCUCCAGACUGCAACCCCCACCCCUAGCCCCAGACUGCCCUGCCUCACACUCCCCACCCACCCCGCCUCAGACUGAGCCAAGGCGAUGGGGUGUAGGGCCCAGGAGGCGGCCGGCACAGGCACAGAGACCUUAGCCGCUGGGCCCUGGAUUCCUGCACCCACGCCUGCCCCUGUGUAUUUGCCAAAGACAGCAGGGUGGGUGGGCUGGGGACGGGCUCGGGGAGGAAGCCCCCUGCCCUUUCCCACACUGACACUUGGUCCCCGCCUCAAUGGGGGAGAAUGUCCCCACACCCAGUGGAGGCCAUUGCCGCUGCCAUCUGCCCACCCUUGGCCACCUGUGGGAGAGCCGGUAGAGGCAGCCUGCCUGCCUGGGCUUUUUAUACCUUACAGUGUAAUUUUUUUAAUUUUUAUUUUACUCCGAUGAUGGUCAUUCAGGAAUAUUAUCCCGCAGAUAAGCGUA